Messenger RNA from Ochotona curzoniae (black-lipped pika), 712 nucleotides. RefSeq names its product FKBP prolyl isomerase 11 (gene FKBP11). NCBI's taxonomy places the organism in Eukaryota, Metazoa, Chordata, Mammalia, Lagomorpha, Ochotonidae. The transcript has 6 exons. Gene Ontology annotation, biological process: protein peptidyl-prolyl isomerization. The coding region runs from base 90 to 695 and encodes 201 amino acids. The record is from RefSeq and is a predicted model, not a curated record. Gene Ontology annotation, molecular function: peptidyl-prolyl cis-trans isomerase activity.
CGUCCCGUCCGGCCUGGGCGCCCGGGGAACGCGGUCCCUGUCGCCACUGCCUCCGCAGCGCUUCCCGGCGUCCUGCCGCGAGUCCAGUCAUGUCCCUGUGCCUGUCGCUCCUCCCGCUCCAACUGCUGCUGCUGCUGCUGCUCCGAGGGGCGGUAUGCCGGACGGAGGCUGGCUUCGAAACCGAAAGUCCUGUCCAGACCCUGCAAGUGGAGACCCUGGUGGAGCCCCCCGAGCCGUGCGUGGAGCCCGCCGCCCUCGGAGACACGCUUCACAUACACUACACGGGCAGCUUGGUAGAUGGACGCAUUAUCGACAGCUCCCUGUCCAGAGACCCUCUGAUUAUAGAACUCGGCCAGAAGCAGGUGAUCCCAGGUCUGGAGCAAAGCCUUCUAGACAUGUGUGUGGGAGAGAAGCGGAGAGCCAUCAUUCCUUCCCACCUGGCCUACGGGAAGCGGGGGUUUCCGCCGUCUAUCCCAGCUGACGCCGUGGUACAGUAUGAUGUGGAGCUGAUUGCCCUGAUCCGAGCCAGCUACUGGCAGAAGCUGGUGAAGGGCGUUUUGCCGCUGGUAGGCAUGGCAAUGGUGCCGGCCCUUCUGGGCCUCAUUGGGUUUCACCUGUACAGAAAGGCCAACACACCCAAAAUCUCCAAAAAGAAGCUCAAGGAGGAGAGACGGAAUAAGAGCAAAAAGAAAUAAACGGUGUUGAAUCCAAA